UGUCAUGGUGGAAUAUAAAGACGGUAGUAUUCAUCAAGUACCUGCAGUGACGCUGGUCAAUUCAGGACAGGGUCAUUCUACCUAUGUCAAAGUUCUGCCAUCACAAAUUGGAGAUCUAGAUGUAUCGGUUAUGGCAAAGAUCGGUGACUUUUUCCAGACUAUCGCAUAUGACAAGGUUCAAAGAACAAUUCAAGUAAAGCCGAAUGGCGUGUACAAAACGAUGAACGAACAGCAUUUAGUGCAUGUGCAACAGUCAAGUUUCUCGAACACCUUUCGGCUUACCGAUCCACCAAACAUUGUUCGGGGCUCCAAGAAAUCAUCAAUGACGAUAUCAGGUGACUUUAUGGUCCCAAGCAUAGACGGUCUGAGCAGCCUUUUACAACAGCCCUACGGGUGUGGUGAGCAAAAUAUGAUGAAUUUUGCACCCGAUGUAUACAUCACAAAAUAUCUUAAGGUCGUCGGCAAACUCACCAGUGAUAUUCAGAGAAAGGCAAAAGGACAAAUGGAAUUCGGGUACCAAAAUGAGAUGACCAAAGUUCACUACGAUGGAUCAUUUAGUGCUUUUGGAAACAGCGACAGUUCAGGAAGCACUUGGUUGACUGCUUUUGUCCUGAAAUGCUUCGGCCAAGCAAAGGAUCUAAUAACUAUUGACGACAACGUUAUGGGAAAAGCAAUGAUGUGGCUGCUCACCCAUCAGAUGGCAGAUGGUUCGUUUAGUGAACCCGAAAGAAUAAUACAUACCAACAUGCAGUCCGGAUCGGGUCACGGUGUCCCAAUGACAGCUUUUACGCUAGUGUCUCUCCUUGAAAACCAACAACUGCAUUUGAUACAGGGUAGAACAGUUGAUCAGGCAAUUAAAAAAAGUGUCCAAUACCUCGAGACUAGGCUGAACACGUUACACGACGCCUAUUCCACCGCGGUAACCUGCUAUGCACUUGCUAAGGCCAAUAGCAGUCUGGCCAACACCUGUUUUACAAAACUUCAGAACGCUGCUAGUCAUGAAGGAGAAAAGAUGUAUUGGAAAAAGACCAGUCACAUUUCCAAAAGAGUGGGUAAUAAUCAGCUUUCCGCCCGUGCUCCACCGCAAGACGUUGAGACCACCUCAUAUGCGCUGCUCACGUACAUUCAAAUGGGGAAGGUCACGGAAGCCUUUUCGAUAGUAAAAUGGUUGAUAUCUCAACGAAACCCAACCGGAGGGUUUGUUUCAACACAGGACACAAUGGUUUCUUUACAAGCCUUGUCAGAGUUUUCGUCACGGUUUGCGUUAGGUCCGUCCACUACACCUGGAUAUGGAGUUCAUUUCCACGCGACUGGUUCUAAUUUUGCCCAUAUUUACGACGUCAGUUCACAAACGUAUGACGUCAGUCACAAGGUUGAGAUACCUACAAGCGUUCCUCAGAUCGACGUCCAAGUCUCGGGAUUGGGAGUGGCGGUUCUUGACGUCACGUCUGAGUACUACGUCCAGGGAUCGCAGACUGACAAUCAUAUUAACGUGACAGUUGGCAUUACACAUGAGACUCUUAAUAGCAUCACGGUUAAAUCUUGUAUGAGGUGGACAGAUCCCAGCGAUAGUGGCAUGCUGCUUAUGGAGGUUGAAUUACCUACUGGUUUCAACCCUGAUGUGGACACACUGAAGGCCCAGGCUGCCAUCAAACAGUUUGAACAGCGAGGGAGAUACGUACCACUAUAUUUCGAUGGCUUACGAUCACAAGAACAGGUUUGUGUCAACGUGAAGAUUAACAGAGCUGAUCCAGUUGUCAGAAGUCAACCCUGCCACGUGAUCGCUUACGACUAUUACGAGCCAACUCGCCAGUCGGUUGCAGUCUACGAGUCAGGUGUUCUGAAGAGUUCCAACAUAUGUGAUGUGUGCCCGGCUUGCAGCUUUUGUACAAGCGGUAACCGACCUCCGAUUGUUGGUUAGCGAACACCGUUUCUGAGCUCAAAAAGAAACCAUUGGAAUGUAAUGACUUGUAAUUUACUUUUCUGAAAUUUCA
Mya arenaria is the source of this 1994-nucleotide messenger RNA. Its product is annotated as CD109 antigen-like. The transcript has 17 exons. The record is from RefSeq and is a predicted model, not a curated record. Gene Ontology annotation, cellular component: extracellular region. Bases 5 to 1921 code for a protein of 638 amino acids. Lineage: Eukaryota; Metazoa; Mollusca; Bivalvia; Myida; Myidae.